This is a messenger RNA of Erpetoichthys calabaricus (reedfish), 1361 nucleotides long. RefSeq lists its product as uncharacterized. The record is from RefSeq and is a predicted model, not a curated record. The transcript is spliced from 2 exons. NCBI's taxonomy places the organism in Eukaryota, Metazoa, Chordata, Cladistia, Polypteriformes, Polypteridae. Bases 11 to 937 code for a protein of 308 amino acids.
GGGUGUUCAUAUGUGCACUUGGCACCAGGACACCCUAGGCCUCAGUUUGAUGAUCGACUUUAUGGUCGUGUCAUCGGACUUACGGCCACAUGUCUUGGACACUCGGGUGAAGAGAGGGGCGGAGCUGUCAACUGAUCACCACCUGGUGGUGAGUUGGCUUCGAUGGUGGGGGAGGAUGCCGGUCAGGCCUGGUAGGCCCAAAUGUAUUGUGAGGGUCUGCUGGGAACGUCUGGCAGAGCCCCCUGUCAGAAGUAGCUUCAACUCCCACCUCCGGCAGAACUUCGACCACAUCCCGAGGGAGGUGGGGGACAUUGUGUCCGAAUGGGCCAUGUUCUGUGCCUCUAUUGUUGAGGUGGCUGACCGGAGCUGUGGCCGUAAGGUGGUCGGUGCCUGUCGUGGCAGCAAUCCCCGAACCCGUUGGUGGACACCGGCAGUGAGGGAUGCCGUCAAGCUGAAGAAAGAGUCCUACAGGACCCUUUUGUCCUGUGGGACUCUGGAGGCAGCUGAUAGGUACCAGCAGGCCAAGCGGAAUGCAGCUUCGGUGGUUGCUGAGGCAAAAACUCGGGCAUGGGAGGAGUUUGGGGAGGCCAUGGAGAAUGACUUUCGGACGGCUUCAAGGAGAUUCUGGUCCACUGUCCGGCGUCUCAGGAGGGGGAAGCAGUGCAGUGUUAACACUGUAUAUGGAGGUGAUGGUGCGCUGCUGACCUCGACUCGGGACGUUGUGGGUUGGUGGGGGGAGUACUUCGAAGACCUCCUCAAUCCCACUAACAUGCCUUCCAAUGAGGAAGCAGAGCCUGGGGACUCAGAGGUGGGCUCCCCCAUCUCUGGGACUGAGGUCACCGAGGUGGUCAAAAAACUCCUUGGUGGCAGAGCCCCGGGGGUGGAUGAGAUACGCCCGGAGUUCCUCAAGGCUCUGGAUUUUGUAGGACUGUCUUAGUUGACACGCCUCUGCAACAUCGCAUGGACACCAGGGACAGUGCCUCUGGAUUGGCAGACCGGGGUGGUGGUCCCCCUCUUUAAGAAAGGGGACCGGAGGGUGUGUUCCAACUACAGAGAGAUCACACUCCUCAGCCUCCCUGGAAAAGUCUAUUCGGGGGUCCUGGAGAGGAGGGUCCGUUGGAUAGUCGAGCCUCGGAUUCAGGAGGAACAGUGUGGUUUUCGUCCUGGUCGCGGAACAGUGGACCAGCUCUACACCCUUAGCAGGGUCCUGGAGGGUGCAUGGGAGUUUGCCCAACCAGUCUACAUGUGUUUUGUGGACUUGGAAAAGGCAUUCGACCGUGGAAGUCUGGGCAUCUCUGCUCAAGCUGCUGCCCCCGUGACCCGACCUUGGAUAAGCAGAAGAGGAUGGAUGGAUGGAUGGA